Labeo rohita (rohu) is the source of this 1870-nucleotide messenger RNA. RefSeq names its product GTPase IMAP family member 8-like. The coding region runs from base 123 to 833 and encodes 236 amino acids. The transcript has 4 exons. NCBI's taxonomy places the organism in Eukaryota, Metazoa, Chordata, Actinopteri, Cypriniformes, Cyprinidae. Gene Ontology annotation, molecular function: GTP binding. The record is from RefSeq and is a predicted model, not a curated record.
CGCAACUGCAGAAGGAAGGAGCAUUUAUAUUACAGAACCAGAAGUGGAAAAUCUCAACAAACCUGAAUUGCAGCUUGACUCCUGAUUUUGAUUGAGGGUUUUCUGUACUCAGAUCAGUCAAAAUGGUGCUUCCUGAGGGUUCAGUGAUGAGCAGCGACAGUCCAAAUGAUCCAGUGAUCCGGAUUCUUCUGAUGGGCAGAAAUACUUCUGGGAAAAGCUCAUCUGGAAACACUAUACUGGGAGAAAGAAAGUUCACAGUCCAAAAAAAGAAAAAGGAACCUGAAGUUUGUGAGGGUCAAACACAGAUCGGAGGGAAGCAGGUUGUUGUGAUUGAUUGUCCAAAUCUAAUGGAUUCAGAUCUGAAUGAAAAUCAGCUGGCGAUGAUAAAAGAGCAGCUGGCCUCUCGAUGUUCAGCAGGUCUCAGCGCAGUUCUGCUUACUGUUCCUAUAUUGAAACCUGUGCAAAAUGAGGAAGAGAUCUUGGGUAAUAUUGAGGUUUUCUUUGGUCCUGAAGUUCAGAAGUACAUCAUGAUUCUGUUCACACAUGGAGAUGAACUGGAGGAUCUGGAUCAAGCCAUUGAUGAACAUCUGAAACACACAGAUCAUACGGAUCUGCAGCGACUGGUGACUGAAUGUGGAGGAAAGUUUCACUGUUUCAAUAACAAAAAGAAAGUGGAAGGAUCAGUUGAAAAACUACUGCAGAAGACUGAAGGAAUGAAGAAGGAAAACCGUGGAAAUUUUUUAAUGGAACAAAUGCAGAGGCACGACAGCAUGGAUGUUCUUAAUCUCAGUUUUUCAGGAAAGAGUUUACAAAUAGAUCCAGGCUCCGGAUGAGAAUGACAGUAUUCAGAAUCUACAGGGAGCUUUGGUAAAGAGAUCUCGGUGAUGUGAGAAGCCACUUCAACUGAAGCAGUUCUUGUAAUUAGUGAUAUAUUCAAAUCAUCUUUAAAACAUGCCUGAAACAUUUAUAUUAAUACUGUUUUAUUAUUUAUUUAUUUUUUUUGCUUAGUAUAUGUGUCAUAUGCUCAAAUGUUAAGUCACAGUAAUACAGUAAUUCACUGCAUGAUGUGCAAGUGACACUAAACGACAGUAAUAAAUACACUGCACUGAUUCUGUUACUUACAGUCACUGCUGAUGUUUUCUGUAAUGCUGAAUCUGUUUGUAAUCUCUCUGUAAAUGUACUAUGUAAAUAUUGUAAGCUCUCUCACAAGACAGAUAUCAUGGAAAAAAGAAAAAAAAAAAAAAAACAAUAAACUUUCUAAUCUGACAGGAAGAUCUAGAUGAAACAAAUGUCCUUUCAACCACCUUUAAGAUCUGUCUCUCUUACCCUGUCUUUUACUUCUGGUCAUAUGGCCUAGGUCACUGAAAGUUGACUUGGAAGUGUCAGGAACUCAAGUUACUAUACUAUAUGAUCUUGACCCUUUUAUGUUUGGUAUCCAUUUUAAAGUCUCUGUGUGAUUGGAAAUGUGAUCUCAGUCCCAUAUCAGUAGAACAGACCAAAAAUAAAGAUCUCAAAAAACUCUGGAAAAUUCGGUUCUAUUGUUGUGGGUUAUGCCCCUGAUUAGGUUUUUGCCAGCUGUUUUAUUUUUUCUCAGGUCACCUCAUGUCCCAGCAAAAGUUCUGUGAAGUUUUAUUUACUUAAAUUUAUGAUUGUUUUGUUUUGAUUUGAAAGAGAUAUUUAAAGAGAAAUGGCAUAACUUUAAUGCAAGCAUGAUUGCCAUGUGUCUCUCAAUUUUCCUGCAUGCUUACUCUUUAAAAUUAUUUUAAUGUUGUUUUUCUUAUUCUAUGUUUUGCGUUUCAUGCUGAUCAGUUAUGUAGCAAAAUUGUAAUGUAUUCUUCUUUGACUGAUGUAUUCACUUUUAUUGACUGAA